AUGCUGGCUCUCACUCUCGGCACCGACGACUUGACCGUCGCCCCCGCCGCACCGCAAGGCUGGACCUUCGCCGCGGGAGAUCGGCUUAUCGGUACGGUCGUGCGUCGGGCACCCAUUGUCUCGCCAGAGGCGAUCGUCACCCUGGCCCUUCGCGGGGGGUUGAAGAUUAUGCUGGCCAACCAGUCCUCAACGCGACUGGUCUCGAGCGAUGGACCACGACCAGCCGGCUUUUGCGCCGUUAAUCGGCAAUUGCUGAUUCCCAAGCCUAUCGAGCUGUUCCAGGGAUCGCUGGAUCUGGCCGAGCCGAGCGAACCUCUGUCUUGGCCCUUUGAGAUCGAGAUCCCCUCCAUGCCGGACGAACCAACCCAUAGCAAAGAAAUGGCAUUGUCACCCUACCACGAAGCGCUGAUACGAGGACCUCUGCCAGCAAGCUUUAUUACGACGGGAUACGGGGCAUUCGCAUCUUGCUGGAUCGAAUAUUACCUCGAGGCAACGCUUCAUUACACAUACGGCGGCAAGCGGGAAUCAUGCACAUCGACGCACACAAUCAAAAUACGACCACCAGCAUUUCGCAAAUUCUCCAGUUUCGGCACCCAAGUAUCGAACAUCGAGUCAAGCGUGCGCAGCUUCCAUUUACUUCCCGGCAAGGAGAACAGCGGAUUAUCUCUUUUACAAAAAAAACGAGCGUUCUUUGGAUCCUCGAAAGUCCCCCAAUUCGAUUAUAAACUGGAGAUCACAGCCCCUGAACGGAUUCAACUGAACAAUACAACCCCCAUCCCGAUAAAGUUAAAAUGCUUUCGACUGGAGGACGCGGAUACAACCGACCAAAAGGACUUUACCCCGAAAAUCUGGCUCACUGCAGCCAAAAUGUCCAUUCGAUCCAAGACCGAUGUCUACCGAGACGACAGCCCGCCCGACCUACCUCACGGCUCAAGAGAAAGCAGCCACGACCUGGGCCUAGAUUGGGCGAUGGAAAGCAAUGAUCCCCAGGGGUUUAAACUGGAAAUACCGAUGGGAGAAAAGAGCGAGCCGCUGGAUAUUGGCGAAACACUACAACUAUCCUUACACGAAAAUGGCUUGAAAGCAGGCACGAAACAUCUCAAGCCGACACUGUUGAUUUCGCCAGACUUCGACGCGAUUUAUAUCAAGCACUCCAACAGGCUGGAAAUGGAGUUUUUAGUAACUGUGGCAGGACUGACGGAGCGCAUGAUCUGGUGGGGAGAUGUGACCCUGCUAUAA
This is a messenger RNA of Penicillium argentinense, 1239 nucleotides long. RefSeq lists its product as uncharacterized. The record is from RefSeq and is a predicted model, not a curated record. The transcript has a single exon. Lineage: Eukaryota; Fungi; Ascomycota; Eurotiomycetes; Eurotiales; Aspergillaceae. The coding region runs from base 1 to 1239 and encodes 412 amino acids.